AUGGAGUUUAACAUAUCAGACAUCCAUUCCUCGGACAGGAGCCACGCAUUCGAGGUUCUCGCCCAGAUUGCACGCGUCGAGAAGAAGGCGUUCCCCACCAAUGAGGCUUUUGGAUUUAGUGAGAAUUUCUGGAGAAAGAAGCCGAAGACGAAAGUUUUGUAUUAUGUUCGACAGAAAGGAAGAGCACUGUUACACAAACUCUUUGUCGCAGAAAGUCAUCGUCGACAAGGCGUCAGGAUGAAAUUAAUGUUAUGGGUGAACAAGGCCAGAACCCCAGCUCGAUGCCUGUAUCUCCAACUUGGGCUCGGGGAACGUGAGGAAAUCACCGAUUAUUACGCGCCAGAGCACAUGGGGAUCAGAAUGAUACUAAACCACAGUUGUUGCCCUUGA
Molecule: messenger RNA, 390 nt
Organism: Aspergillus caelatus
Lineage: Eukaryota; Fungi; Ascomycota; Eurotiomycetes; Eurotiales; Aspergillaceae
Product: GNAT family N-acetyltransferase
Exons: 3
Coding region: 1-390 (129 amino acids)
Source: RefSeq, a predicted model, not a curated record